Messenger RNA from Glycine soja, 1477 nucleotides. RefSeq lists its product as uncharacterized. Lineage: Eukaryota; Viridiplantae; Streptophyta; Magnoliopsida; Fabales; Fabaceae. The record is from RefSeq and is a predicted model, not a curated record. The transcript has a single exon. Bases 344 to 970 code for a protein of 208 amino acids.
AAAAAACAGCUACCACAACUAGACGCAUGCCUUGAACAUCAUCUCCUAUAUAAACCCAUGUACCCCUCUUGUACUCUUUCGUCCCAAAACACAUCUUUUGCGUUAUGAAACUAACGUACAAGUUUGUACAACAACAACAACAAUUUCUCUUCACACCAUCUUCCUCCCUCUCAAAAUCACAAACACACCCACAAAUUUUUAUUUCCCAGUCUUGAUUUGGUUCACUACUUCACUUAAGUCAUUAGUCCAUAGUCCAUAGAGUUAUUAUUAUUGUUAUUGUUAUUUUAUUAUUUGUUACUUGUUCCUUGAUAGUCACUAUUAUUGUUGCAUAAAAUAGAGCAACAUGAAGAACAGAACAUCAGGGUUUCUGAAGGAGAUCAUAGCAAAUCUGAGCUCAAUGGCCAAGUCAAAAACCAUGGCCUUGAAGUCCAAAACAAACGCCAUAAGGGCACGUUUGAUCAUAUUCUCACUUAUGAAGAACAAGAAAUUCUUGAUGAGUUCCCUCUCUGAGAAGUUCCAUUCUGUGUGGGGGCAAAGUUCAUCUCAACAAAAGGAAGAUCAUUGCUUAUUGGAAGAUGGCAGCAAUGAUCACCAAAGCAAGGCCAUAGUGUUGUACAACAGCAAUGCACACUCCUAUGAGGCCCUGCCUAACCCCAGUGAAACCCAAUUGGUGGUGGAGGAGGAACAAGACCAAGAUGGAUAUGAUGGUUACUACAAUUAUCAUUGUGAUGAUGAUGAGAAGUACCCUGAUCUCACACACACCCUUUUUGAGUCUGAGGAUUUGGAUCUUGGAGGGUCAGUGAUUGAUUUGAUGAAGAAUUCUAAGGAGGAGGCAGGGAAAGAGUUUAAGCUGGAGGAUGAGAUUGACCUUGCUGCUGAUCUUUUCAUCAUGAAGUUUCGAAGGCAAAUGGUGCUGCAGAAGCAAGAAUCAUUGAAGAGGAAGAGGGAAGUGCUGGAAAAUGGUGCAUGAAUUGAAGUACUUGAAGCAUGAUUUGGUUGAUUAUUACUUAUUUAUCUAUCAUGGUUGGCUCAACCCCCAUUAACUCCCUUUGUUAUGGUUUUUUUUAGAAUAAGGGAGACCAGCAGGCUCAGCUAGCUUGGUUAAUUAAUUACUAAGAUAAAUUAUGGUACUUAAGUGGUUUAAGACAAGAACAAUUAAUCCAGAAACUGACCAGGGUGAAUGAAAUAUGAAUCUGUGUUCUUUUCAUUUUUUUGUUUUUUUGUUUUUGAAUUUUUACUGUUGGAUGGUGCCAUAGUGUGUACUUCAUCCAUGUUCUCUUUUCAUGGUGGCCUUGUGCAAAAUAAAAGAAAGAGAACAAAAAUUGGAAAAAGGGUUUACUUGUAGAUGUUGUAUUGGUAAAGUAAAGCACAGAUGUUGGUGCUGGCCUUCAACUCUGUAAAUCUGCAACCAUCGCAGCUAAUUGAUGUAUAUUCAUAUUAUCAUAUAUAUAAUAUUAAUAAAUUAAAUUCUGACACA